Penicillium diatomitis is the source of this 597-nucleotide messenger RNA. RefSeq lists its product as uncharacterized. NCBI's taxonomy places the organism in Eukaryota, Fungi, Ascomycota, Eurotiomycetes, Eurotiales, Aspergillaceae. The coding region runs from base 1 to 597 and encodes 198 amino acids. The record is from RefSeq and is a predicted model, not a curated record. The transcript has 2 exons.
AUGAGCACUUUGAACAACGCCGAUUCCGUCACCAACCAGGGUGCCUUCAAGCCCUCCGUGGCCCCGGAAGCUCCACUCACACAAAAAGGCCACCAGGUCGGCCGGAAAGUCAACGAGGCCGACCAGCGUUCAGAAUUCCACAUGGAAAAGCACCCUCUCGGCACCGCACCCGCCGGCAACUCGUACUCGGCCAACGCACAGGGUGAAGUCGGUAGCCAGGCCGACAAUCCGGCCGUCAUGCCUUCCGACGACAAGGAGGGCGUCUACACCUCUGCCGCCGACACCAUGACUGGAUCCACAUCCGCAGACCUUCACACAGGCAUGGGCAAGCCCAUCAGUGGCCAGACUAGCUCAGAGCUCGCCCACGACGGUGCACAUGGCCGCAAGAAGCAGGGAUCCGGUCUCGAGGGCGUGGGCUCGUCGAUGGAUGACCGAAGUAUCGAGCGCGACAUGCCUAACCAGCGUGGCUUGGAACGUGAACAGAAUGUCAGCGGCCAGCGUGGAAACAAGGCGGAUCGUUCUGCGGCGGAUAUGCGUCCAGAGUCUGCUGAGACCGUGGCUGCUGAAUGGAAGUAUGAGCCUAGCACUAAGCGUUGA